AUGGGAAUAUCGAGACGCCCCAAGAACAAGGGCGCCGGCCCAGCCGCGGACGGCGCAAACGGAGUCGCGAAGCCCAAGAAGGCCACCUUUGAGACAACUAAGAAGAAGGAGAUUGGUGUCUCCGAUCUGACUCUGCUGAGUAAGGUCUCUAACGAGGCCAUCAACGAGAACUUGAAGAAGCGAUUCGAAGGCGCCGAGAUUUAUACCUAUAUUGGCCAUGUGUUGGUCUCUGUCAAUCCCUUCCGGGAUCUGGGUAUCUAUACCGACCAGGUCCUCGAGAGCUACAUGGGCAAGAACCGACUCGAGAUGCCCCCCCACGUUUUCGCCAUUGCCGAGGCCUCAUACUACAACAUGAAGGCGUACAGCGAAAACCAGUGUGUCAUUAUUUCAGGAGAAUCCGGUGCCGGAAAGACCGAGGCAGCCAAGCGCAUUAUGCAGUACAUCGCCAGCGUGUCCGGUGGAGAGUCGGGAGACAUUAAGCAGAUCAAGGACAUGGUGCUGGCAACCAACCCUUUGCUAGAAUCGUUCGGAAACGCAAAGACACUACGAAACAAUAACUCUUCACGAUUCGGCAAGUAUUUGCAAAUCUACUUCAACACCCAGGGCGAACCCGUGGGUGCCGACAUUACAAACUACCUACUGGAAAAGACGCGAGUGGUGGGCCAGAUCACGAACGAGCGAAACUUCCAUAUCUUUUACCAAUUCGCAAAGGGGGCCUCAGAACAAUACCGCCAGACAUUUGGUGUUCAAAAACCCGAGACCUAUGUCUACACCAGCCGGUCAAAAUGCUUAGAUGUUGACGGUAUCGACGAUCUCGCCGAGUUCGAGGAUACGCUCAAUGCCAUGAAGGUUAUCGGCCUCUCCCAGGCUGAGCAAGACGAUAUUUUCCGAAUGCUAUCAGCUAUCCUAUGGAUAGGAAACAUCCAGUUUCAGGAGGACCAGAAUGGAUACGCCGAGGUCAAAGAUAGAUCUGUGGUUGAUUUUGCCGCUUAUUUGUUGGAAGUUACCCCUGAGCAACUCAUCACUGGUAUCACAAUUCGAAUCCUGACACCUCGAAAUGGCGAGGUUAUCGAAUCGCCUGCCAAUCCUGCUCAGGCACAGGCUACACGAGAUGCCCUAGCCAUGGCCAUUUAUAGUAACCUUUUCGAUUGGAUCGUUGAGCGCAUCAACAAGUCUCUCAAGGCGAGACAACCGACCACCAACACGAUUGGUAUCCUGGAUAUUUACGGAUUCGAGAUUUUCGAGAAGAAUAGUUUCGAACAACUUUGCAUCAACUACGUCAACGAGAAGCUGCAGCAAAUCUUCAUUCAGCUGACUUUGAAGGCUGAGCAGGAGGAAUACGCCCGCGAACAGAUUCAGUGGACGCCUAUCAAGUAUUUUGAUAACAAGGUUGUGUGCGAUCUUAUUGAGCAGGUUCGACCAGUUGGUAUCUUCUCUGCCUUGAAGGACGCUACCAAGACUGCGCACGCCGAUCCCGCUGCUUGCGAUCGUACAUUCAUGCAGAGCAUCAGUGGCAUGUCGCACGCUCAUCUUACCCCUCGACAAGGAAAUUUCAUCAUCAAGCAUUAUGCUGGUGAUGUGACAUAUACUGUUGAAGGUAUUACGGAUAAGAACAAGGACCAGCUUCUCAAGGGUCUAUUGAGUCUCUUCCAGCACAGUGGAAACCAAUUCGUCCAUACCCUGUUCCCUCGACCUGUUGAUACAGAUAACCGAAAGCAACCCCCUUCUGCGGGUGACCGUAUCCGAGCGUCUGCUAAUGUCCUGGUCGACACAUUGAUGAAGUGCCAGCCUUCGUAUAUCCGUACAAUCAAGCCAAACGAGAACAAGUCGCCAACAGAAUACAAUAGUCCCAAUGUUCUUCAUCAGGUCAAGUAUCUCGGUCUUCAAGAGAACGUCCGAAUUCGUCGAGCCGGUUUUGCAUACCGUCAAGAUUUUGACAAGUUUGUUGAUCGAUUCUUCCUUCUGUCUCCCGCUACCUCUUAUGCUGGUGAGUUCACCUGGGAGGGAACCACCAAGGCUGCUGUCAAGCAGAUUCUUGAAGAUACCAGCAUUCCAAAGGAGGAAUGGCAAAUGGGUGUCACAAAGGCCUUUAUUAAAGCUCCUGAGACACUCUUUGCUCUGGAGCAUAUGAGAGACAGAUACUGGCAUAACAUGGCUACCCGAAUCCAGCGUAUGUGGAGAGCUUACCUUGCCUACCGAGCCGAGUCCGCUACGCGAAUCCAGCGAUUCUGGCGAAAGAAGCGAACUGGAGCCGAGUAUCUCCAACUCCGGGACCAAGGCCACCAAGUUCUUGGAGGUCGUAAAGAGAGACGUCGCAUGAGUUUGCUGGGCUCUCGAAGAUUCCUUGGUGACUACCUGGGAAUUAAUGCAAGCACUGGACCUGGAGCUCAGAUCCGUAACGCUGCUGCUAUUGGCACAAAUGAAAAGGCUAUCUUUUCUUGUCGUGGUGAGAUUUUGGAGGCUAAGUUUGGACGUUCCAGUAAAGCCAGCCCCCGUAUUCUCGUUAUUACCAACAGCAAGUUCUACAUCAUUGCUCAGAUGCUUGUCAAUGGCCAGCCUCAAAUCUCAGUCGAGAAGUCAGUUCCUUUGGGGGCUAUCAAGUUUGUUGGCGCCUCGUCGGCUCGCGAUGACUGGUUCUCUCUAGGUAUUGGUUCGCCUCAAGAAGCAGACCCCUUGAUGAACUGUAUGUUUAAGACGGAGAUGUUUACUCAGAUGCAACGAGUUAUGCCCGGUGGUUUCAACCUCAAGAUUGCUGAGACCAUCGAGUACGCCAAGAAGCCCGGCAAGAUGCAACAGGUCAAGGUCAUGAAGGAUUCACAGCUUCCCGUUGACUACUACAAGAGUGGUGCGGUACAUACUCAGCCUGGCGAGCCACCAAACUCAGGCUCGAAGCCUACGCCCAAGGGCAAGCCUGUGCCCCCUCGCCCCAUCACCCGAGGCAAGCUGAUCAGGCCUGGAGGUCCCAAUGGUCGGCCAUCUCGCAUCCAGGCUACUAAACCUCGUCCGGGAGCAGGCACGCGAGCUGUUCCUCAGCCGCCAGCCGCUCUCGCAGCCGCCGCUUCUAUUCCGGCUGCUGCUACUCAAGCCACUCCCCGUAUCGCUCCUCGCCCUGUUGCAGCUUCUGCAGCUCCAACUCCUGCCGCACACAACCCUCUCCCAAGCCACACUCGAAAUGCCAGUGGUGCUGGGCGUGCGCCUCCACCUCCACCACCUCCUGCCGCCCCAGCACGUCCCCCAAGCCCUCCCAAGGUGCUGGCCAAGGUCCUAUAUGACUUCGCUGGUCAGCGGGAAAAUGAGCUUACAAUUACUGCCGGCCAACUGGUCGAGAUUGUGCAGAAGGAGACCAAUGGUUGGUGGUUAGCAAAGAACCCAAACACCGAACAGCAGGCUUGGGUUCCAGCGGCGUAUGUCGAGGAGCAAGCUCCCCCAGCUCCUCGAGCCCCUCCGGCCCCUCCACGAUCCAAGCCAACGCCCCCUGCACCUCCCGCCAAACGUCCUGCUGCCGGCCGCAAGCCUGCCGAGCUCCAGCAGCGUGACUCUGGCAUGAGCCUUAACACUCCCAAUGGAGGAAGCAGCCGUAGCAGCACGCCUACACCCAGCCUAUCUGGCAGUUUGGCGGACGCUCUGCUGGCAAGAAAGAACGCUAUGCAGAAGGAGAAGGAUGAUGACGAUGACUGGUAG
Molecule: messenger RNA, 3681 nt
Organism: Fusarium sp. VM40
Lineage: Eukaryota; Fungi; Ascomycota; Sordariomycetes; Hypocreales; Nectriaceae
Source: the annotation of a GenBank genome assembly